GAAUUCCAGAGUUGGAAGGGAUCUGAGAGGUCACUAAGUCUUCCCAUCUCCCAGAGUGAUACAUGAAUCCAUCCUUACCAAUUUCCUGUUAUGUCGGGACAUGGGGGACUCAUAUGGAAAUCAAAAAAGUGGCUGAGGAGAAAGUCACUUUGCCUUGUCAUCAUCAACUGGGGCACCAAGAAAGAGACACCUUGGAUAUCGAGUGGCUGCUAACAGGUCCUGAUGGGAAUCAAAAAGUGGUGAUCACCUACUCCAGCCGCCAGGUCUAUAAUAAUUUGACUGAGGAGCAGAAGGGGCGCGUAGCCUUUGCUGCCAACUUCCUGGGGGGAGAUGCCUCCCUGCAGAUCGAGCCCCUGAAGCCCAGCGAUGAGGGCCAAUACACCUGCAAAGUGAAGAAUUCGGGGCACUAUGAGUGGAACCAUGUCAACUUGAAAGUCCUGGUGAAACCCUCUAAACCUAAAUGUGAGCUAGAAGGAGUGCUGACCGAGGGAGGGGACCUGACCCUGCAGUGCGAGUCAUCUUCAGGCACAAAACCUAUUCUGUACCACUGGCAGCGCAUCAAGGAAAAGGAGGGAGAAGAUGAGCACCUGCCCCCCAAAUCACGGGUUGACUAUGAAAACCCUGGGCGUGUUUUGCUGCAGAAUCUCACUCUGUCUUCUUCUGGACUGUAUCAGUGCACAGCAGGCAAUGAGGCGGGGAAGGAAAGCUGUGUGAUUCGAGUGACAGUGCAGUAUGUGCAGAGCAUCGGCAUGGUUGCCGGUGCAGUAACAGGUAUGGUGGCUGGAGCCCUGCUGAUUUUCCUCUUGAUAUGGUUGCUCAUCCGAAGGAAAGACAAAAAAAGAUAUGAAGAAGAAGAGAGACCCAAUGAAAUAAGAGAAGACGCCGAGGCGCCCAAAGCCCGACUAGUGAAACCGAGCUCCUCCUCGUCCGGCUCCCGGAGUUCCCGCUCUGGCUCCUCCUCCACUCGCUCGACAGCCAAUAGUGCCUCCCGCAGCCAGAGGACGCUGUCCAGCGAGGCUGCGCCGCAGCCGGGGGCCGCCUCCCACCCCUACAGUCUGGUGGGGUCGGAAACAAGAGCCCCCGAGCCAAAGAAAGGCCAUCACGCUACCCUGUCCAAAGUGGGGGCCCUACCCAGCACGGUCCCUAGUCAGAGCCGAGCCUUCCAAACUGUCUGA
Messenger RNA from Gracilinanus agilis (Agile Gracile Mouse Opossum), 1175 nucleotides. It is a transcript of the gene CLMP, whose product is annotated as CXADR like membrane protein. Bases 63 to 1175 code for a protein of 370 amino acids. The record is from RefSeq and is a predicted model, not a curated record. Gene Ontology annotation, cellular component: cell surface; membrane; cytoplasmic microtubule. The transcript has 7 exons. Lineage: Eukaryota; Metazoa; Chordata; Mammalia; Didelphimorphia; Didelphidae.